Messenger RNA from Lymnaea stagnalis (great pond snail), 4507 nucleotides. NCBI's taxonomy places the organism in Eukaryota, Metazoa, Mollusca, Gastropoda, Lymnaeidae. The record is from the annotation of a GenBank genome assembly.
AGUGUACGGUUGAUAUGCACGCUAACAAACAUGGCUACUUCUCAUACUCACAUUCUGCAUGUCUGAACAUGGUAUACACUUUCCUAUUUUAUUUUCAUCCAAUUAAAAUGAUUAUUUACAACAAGAAAAAGAGGAAAAUAAUGCGGUUUCCUUGUGAUAUUAUUGCAAUAAAAAUAUAGUUGAAAUUUCAUCCUAACUCUACCACUACUCUUACACUUACACUUUCACUUACACUUACUAAACGUACUCUUACUCUUACUUAGUUUACUCUUCUUACUAUAUUACUGUACUCUGCUGCUAGUGAACUUACAGUGUACUGUAGGGCUAUUGUUUAAAUGCUGACGUAUAUUAUAGACGUAUUAAUGAGAAUAUAACUCUUUUUUGUAACACUUGGACCCACUAUGUAUUUUCUCAUACUCAAAUUUAUGGAAAAAAAUACUGCACCUGGUUAAUCCCUAAGUAACUAAGUAAUAAUAUAUAUUAUAUUUAGUUCCAGGUUCAUUCUCUUCAUUAUUCAUGGCACAAGAAUAUGGCUAGGCCUAACAAAUUCUAAAGAAAAUCAAUCUUUUUCUUUAAAGUUACUAACUGAAAUAAUCUUUGGCAUGUACCUAAAUUAUAAUCUAUCAUUAUAUUAUUUAUGAUCUUAUGAAAAAAGAUGGGCUUAAUGCUGGGAUGAUGUUGUCUAUCUAGCUAUUAAUUAUCUUGUGGAUGUGUAUUGGCCUGUGUUGUUUAUGGUUGUUAGGUAUGAAUCAUGAAAGACUUAGAAUGGGUAUUCUCGUAUAUAGUUUUUGCAAUGUUGCAUUUUGUAUUUCAAUGUGGUAUAUUAUAGAUUGUUUCAUUUCUCUUUUAAUAUACUAGACUAUGAACCGAGCUUCAAGCCUUGCGGGAUGAAGUGUAAUUUUCAAAUAAACUUUAUUAUUAUUAUUAUUAUGUAAUGUUUUUCAAUUAAUAUUGAAUGUCGCACUGACUGAUUAACUGGCGGUUAAGGGCGAUCCAUAAAUGGCGUCAUGCAAAUUCUGCCGAUUUUUUUAUCCCCCUCCCCAAAUUGUCACAAAAAGAUAGACCCCCUUCAAAUAUAACGUCACAAAUCUCUGCAACCCCAUCCCUUUCCCUAAAAAAUCCCUGUGUCCACUACUGUCUUUUACAAACCCUUAAGAAAUACACCUCCCAUGGAUAUAAUUACUGCACCUGUGUCAGAAACAUUUCACUAGAACAGUGGUUCUUAACCAGGGGUAAGAGUACCUUCCCCGCCCUAAGGUGUGGAAGACCCGAAAAUUGUAUUUGCUGCCAUUGCUAGUUGUUGCUGCUUUUUUUAUAAAAAAAAAUCAGUUUUAUGCAUUUUGAUAAGCAGCAGUUAAUGUUUUUCUGUUGAAUUUUGUUUGCACAUUACUUUUACUGGUAAUAUUUUCCUUGUUAAAAAGUAAAUUAAAGAAAUAAAACUAAGAUAACUAAAUUGUUUAAUUAUUUCCAUAUUUAAAUUUUAUUACAAUAUAAUUUAUACGGAUGGGGGAGGGGGGAAUGUUUAAAACAGAGUGGGCUUGCAGCGCUGCGAAGAUGUUAAGAAUUUCUGACCUAGAGCAUUUACUAAGAUCGACCCUCCCCCCCGUUAACCUUUUUUUUUCCUGUUCCAUCCCACUUCACGUGGUGGUCCUAAUUCUAUGACUCGCCACAUAAAUUCUCUCUAUUGUCAAAGUCACUACACCCAUUUUCUUCUCCUCGUGGUGGCAUGUAAAUUGAUCAGAGGCCAAUCUCGGACUUCGCAUACCUGUACUGAUUCUCUCAGUGAUAGUAGUUUAAAAAUAAAAUAUUUAUACUUGUUGUAUAAAAGAAUAAUGUUAAAAUUGUCUGUAAUUUAGGGUUAUUAAUUGCAAUACUUUACUAUAAUAUUCCACUUUUCAUGUGAUGUCACAUUGCUUUAGGCACUCCCCCCCCCCCCAAUCACACAUUGUUUUAAAAAAAAAAUAUUUAUACUUUUUGUAUAAAAGAAUAAUGUUAAAAUUUUUUGUAAUUUAGGGUUAUUAAUUUCAAUACUUUACUAUAAUAUUCCACUUUUCAUGUGAUGUCACAUUGCUUUAGGCACUCCCCCCCCCCCCAAUCACACAUUGUCACAAAAAUAUGUCACCUCGCCCCCCUAGACAUGUGACGUCAUUUAUGGAUAGCCCCUUAUGAUAUCGACUGCACUCAAUAACUGAUGACAAUUAAAUCAAUGCCCAAUGAGGCUUAAAUAUUAAUAUGCUAUAUUAUGAGUAUAAACCUAGUUAGUUGAAUUAGCAUUCAAUUAAUUUCAUUAGAAUAAUCAAUAAUCUAUUAAAUAAAUAAUGGCAAUUAUCGAUGAUAUCUUAUUUUAGUUAUGAAUAAUAUGAAUAACUGAAUGACACAAGAAACGGUUAUGAGGCCUAGUGAUUAUCAUUCAUCCCACACCAAUAAAUUUCUCUUUAAUUAAUAUUAAAAGUCAUAUAUUUUGAAAUCCAUUGGGUAUAACUCAGGGGUCGGCAACCUACGGCUCUUUUGAUGUCAAGAUGCGGCUCUCCAGUUCUAUGCGCAAAUAUUAAUAAUUAUGUUGAAAUAAAAAUCUUAGUGGCUCUUUAAAAACUGGGAAAUUUUGAAAAUUGUAACUCUUGGCUCUUCCGUCUCAAAAGGUUGCCUACCCCAGGUAUAACUAAAGCCUUAUUAUUUGAAUUAAAUUUUUAAAAGCCUUAGUUUUUCUUCUCCUACUGUACUUCUAGUAAUAAUAAUAACUAUUUAAAAAAUGAACAUUUUAUUGUCUAUCACUUAACUUACUUUAUGAUUAUUGUAUUGAGAACUCAGAAGUUUGGCCUAGCCUUUUACAUUAUUUGGUACUGUAAUAAUUGUAUUUUAUUACUGCAUUUUAAUUUUUUACUUUCUAAUAAUUUAAUUCUUCCUAUUUGAGUUAAGACUAGUUUCAAUAUCUUGUAUUUUUUACUUUUUCAGAACAAACUACAAACCAUUUUUGAUUAAUCUUAACUACAAUGUCAAAUGAUGGUUUUGUAGUCACCGGAUCUAGGCCACCUUCAGCCCUAGGCAGCUACAGUUACAGGCCUAAUUCUGCAAAACAUGGUUAUCAUACUUUGUCAAGAAGUUCAGCAGUUGAUGAAUCUUUGUUUCGGUUUGUAGCAAUUUUCAGAUUUUGUUGUAUUUUAGCUUUACCAUUUUAUUAGACUAUUUGCGUGCUCAUACCAUACUUAUUUUUUAUAUUUAUAUCCAUAUUUGAACAUCUGAAAAUCUUUCUGCUUUCAGUUCCCAUUAUUCCACGAAGUUAGAUGAAACAUUUGCCAACUUCAAAGCGCCAUGGGAAUAUCCUAAACCACCAGCUCCCCGCAACACAUAUGGACCCUCUGCCAUAAAACAUGAAGCCAACCCAAAACCAAGAGGACCUCCAUUACUUUGGUGUCCGCCUCCAUCUGAGACUUCUCUAGUUAAACAAAAGACCAAAACAAAAUCAAGUCUUAAUGAUUCAACUUACUUAUGGAGUACUAAAAAUAAUUUUCGGCAACUUAAACACACUCCUACUUUUGUUGAUGAAACUCUUUUUGGUUCUAAAUUGGAGGAGCCUUCUUUUGAAGCACCUUGGAAUGAAAGGAAAAAAGGUGAGAAGAGAAAUCCAAAACCCUAUCUUUGGGAUCCUUACAGUGGUAAUCAAGAUGUAAUAAAAGACAUGUCAAAAGAGCAGUCAUCUAGGCCUGUUUCAGCACUUAGAUCAUCCAGAACAAAUGGAAGCAGAACAAAUACUCCUAGACCUGUCUGGAAGCCUUAAUUUUAAACACUGAAAAGUAGCUUAAAGGUUUAAAAUACUGGUUUCUGGUCUUUACUUCAGAAUGGGGAUAAAAUAAAGAUAUUUUAUGGCCAGGGCAGUUACUUUAUCAUUGAAAGACACUUUAUUUUAAAUGGAAAGGGUUUAUUUUGUUUAAAAUUAUAUAAACCUUGUAUAAAUAACUGAAUCAACAUUUUACGUACCGGUACUGUACACAAAUAAGGAACAAUUUUUAAAUGUAGAAUUUGUCUUUAAAAUAACGAGUGGACAAAAAAAAAAUACUGAUUAGGAAGCUGAAUUAAUUAAUUAUAUUCAUUUUUCUUGACAAACCUCAAUUUAAUAAUUAGUUCUGUCAUUAGAUUUGUAGAUCAUUAUAUUAACUAUUUCUUUUGCAUUUAAAAUUCAAAUUGACUAGUACUUUAGUAACAUAUGAAUAUAUGCUACUUUGUUUUUCAAGGUGCAUUUGCUAUUAUUUUUAUUAAUAGUAAAGUAUUAUUAAACAGGAUUACUUUAGUGUCAGCCAUAAAUAGAAUUUUACUGUCUUAUUUUCUAAUAGGAGGAAAGUUUUGGCAUGGUGAUUUAUUGUUGUUAUAUUCUAUGAAUUGUUGAUAACUGUAGCUGGUUUGUAAUUGUAUGCACUACUCAUAAGUUGUAUUGUUUUUGUCUAAUUAUUUUAAGGGCCAAUACAUUAUUUCCUUCAAUGACAUGUAAAUAAAAUUUUGUUUUUUUAACUUC